AUGGCUCUUAUCAAUCAAGAACAGGCAGCAGAACAUUACGCGGUUGCUGAGACGCAUAUGGCGGGUUUAAAGAAGAUAGUGGACCUUCGUGGUGGGCUGGAGAAUAUCGAAGAUGCUGUCGUUGCUGUCAAGAUGUGUCGGACUGAUAUUCUCUUCGCCAUGCAACAAGACGGACGCCCGUUGUUUCAUCGAGAUCAUAUAUGUCACAUAAAACUCAAUUUGGCACACAAGGGAUUCACUUUACAGCAAGACUCGGCUGCAUACCACAGCAGACUUGACCCAAUUCUACAAGAAGCAUUAUCCGACGCCAUGGGGUUGUGCAGACUGCUCAACAAACACCAGGAUGAGAAGCCUCUCGAUCUCCUUGAAUUUCAAGAAGUCUUAGUAUCCGUCUGCUAUCGACUGCUAGAAUUUCGUACAAUUAACGAAGCUAGGCUCAGGCAGGAUACUCAGUCUACUUACCAUAUCGGGUUAUCCCUAUUUAUGAUGUCGAUCUACUUUAACAAUAAGCAGGAUCGCAUGGCUCGGCCGGGACUUAUCAAGACUCUUGUGGAGGAAGCCAUGGAUUCCAACUCGAACGAGAGUGAGGAUGAGUUCAAGUUCUGGCUUCUUAUCUUGGGAGGAAUUUCAGUUCCAGCUAGGGAUGGUCGUGGGUGGUUUGUUGAGACAGUUCGAGAGCAAGCUUCAUUACUUGGCAUCAUGACUUGGGUACAGGUCAAGGAAUGUUUAGCGAGGUUUCCGUGGAUGGAUGCUAUCCAUGACGAACCAAGUCGGAAGUUAUGGGACCUAGUCCGCUUGGUAGACGAGUAA
This is a messenger RNA of Fusarium subglutinans, 810 nucleotides long. RefSeq lists its product as uncharacterized. The record is from RefSeq and is a predicted model, not a curated record. The transcript has 2 exons. Bases 1 to 810 code for a protein of 269 amino acids. NCBI's taxonomy places the organism in Eukaryota, Fungi, Ascomycota, Sordariomycetes, Hypocreales, Nectriaceae.